Molecule: messenger RNA, 3142 nt
Organism: Priapulus caudatus
Lineage: Eukaryota; Metazoa; Priapulida; Priapulimorpha; Priapulimorphida; Priapulidae
Product: sodium- and chloride-dependent glycine transporter 1-like
Exons: 13
Coding region: 408-2330 (640 amino acids)
Biological process (GO): sodium ion transmembrane transport
Cellular component (GO): membrane
Molecular function (GO): glycine transmembrane transporter activity
Source: RefSeq, a predicted model, not a curated record
CGCUCUGCAGACGUAGCCGGUUAUUUGGGGAGACCGCGUGUUUCUAACUGGUCUGCGACGUUCUAGAUAGCUGGCCUCGGCUGCGCUGUCGCCGUGUUAUUGACACGAACCUACGCCCUAAACAGUGCAACCGGCGACUCUUCUGUUUAAUUCGGAUUAAUCUAACCACGCCGCCUUACUCAAUAUAUCACUAUAGGAGCAGUUAUAUUUAGGGACGCUGAUGGAAGGAGAUGGAACGCUGAGGAUGCGAAGUUAGGCUAAUUCGCAGAGAAACGUUUAAAAUAUGGUGAAACAUUAGCGCAAGCUGCUCCACGUGUAAGGGAUUACCUACUCUGGUAUCUAGGUUGCCAUAUUGCUGCCACCACCGUCGUCUGUCCUUGCAGAGCAAACGCUAAUGAUUGUGCGCGAUGGCGGGCGGAAACGACUCGGAUACAUCCUCAGAGAAGCAAGUGAUGGAAUCAUCGAAAAGGUGCGACGAGAAUGAAAGUCGUGGCAACUGGACAAAUUCUAUAGAUUUCUUCCUGAGCUGUGUGGGCUAUGCAGUCGGACUCGGUAACAUCUGGCGCUUUCCCUACAUUUGCUUUACAAGUGGAGGCGGAGCCUUUCUCAUCCCGUACCUGAUAGCACUCGCUGUGUGCGGAUUGCCUCUGUUCUUCCUCGAAGUAGCCAUAGGCCAGUUUUCGGGCAGUGGAGGAAUUUUAGUGUGGAACAUCAGUCCUAUCUUAAGAGGUGUCGGUUUCGGAAUGGUUAUGGUGCCAACGAUAUAUUGUACUAUCUACAAUGUCGUCAUGGCCUACAUCCUCUUCUACUUGGCGAUGUCCUUCACGAAGCUAUUGCCGUGGGAGACGUGCUUGAAUCCGUGGAACACUGCCGCAUGUCUGCAGCGUGGCUACGAUCUCCUCGGCAGCCAUAACAUGUCCGGUGAGUCUAACCAGUCGCAGCUUGUAGACGCCAUGAUGGACAACAUUACAGCAGACGCGGGCACAGCUAACAUCAGCGGGGUCGUAACCAGGAGUUCGUCGGCGACGGAGGAAUUCUUUUACAAUUUCGUGUUGGAGAUCUCUGAAGGGCUUCACGACCUUGGUGGCUUCCACUGGAAGCUGCUGCUCGCUUACUGCAUUGGCUGCUUCAUCGUUCUCGUCUGCCUCUCAAAGGGCGUAAAAUCAACGGGAAAGGUGGUGUACUUCACCGUUACCUUCCCUUACCUGAUUCUCCUUAUACUGCUGGUGAGAGGUGUGACCCUGCCGGGAGCUCUCAAUGGCAUCAAGUUUUACCUUUGCCCGAAAUGGGAGGCUCUGCUUGAAUUCAAGGUCUGGGGUUUGGCAUUUGUGCAGAUAUUCUACUCACUCGGACAAGGCUGGGGUGCUGUGGUUACGAUGGCCUCAUACAACCGUUUCCACAAUAAUAUGUUAAUAGAGUGUUACCUGGUACCAGUCGUGAACAGUGCUACCAGUCUCCUUGCUGGUUUCGUCGUCUUCUCGGUCCUUGGAUAUAUGGCGGAAGUCGCUCAAGUUGACAUUAAAGACAUUGUUGCUGAUGGUCCUGGCUUAGCAUUCAUGGCAUACCCUGAAGCGAUAACACACAUGGCUCUUUCUCCACUGUGGAGCAUUCUCUUCUUCUUCAUGCUGCUGACUGUGGUGCUAGAUUCUCAGUUUGUUGGCAUGGAAACAGUCAUCACGUCGUUUAGAGACAUCCUGCCAGCGCGUUAUCAGAAAAGACAUCUGUUGAUCACUGUGAUCAUCUCUGGAUUAAUGUUUGUACUUGGACUAGUUUUUACAAGUCGAGGUGGCUCGUACAUCUUCAUCCUCAUAGACUGGUAUUGCGUCGGACUACCAGCAAUGUGUCUGUCUAUAGUCGAGGCCCUUGUGGUGGGAUGGAUAUACGGAGCCGACAGACUGUUAGAUGAGGUGACAUUAAUGGUCGGGAAACCAGUGUUUGGAAGAUCCGUGCUUGCAGUUAUGUGGAAGUUCAUUGUACCAGCAAUUCUCUUUUUCAUCUUGGCAUUUACGUUUAUCACACACGAGCCUGUCACAUAUCUGAACUACGACUAUCCACGGUGGAGCAUAGCUGCUGCUUGGACUCUGGCUGCGAUGACAAUUCUUCUGAUUCCAAUGUACGCUGUCUAUUAUCUGACACGCGUUGACAGAAAGGGAUCACUCUGGCAGCGACUCCGUAGAGGCCUGCAACCUUCCAAAGAGUGGGGCCCUGCUGUGGAGCCAUACCGGUCCGACUACUGGCAUCAGCGUCUCGCCCAGGGACACGUGGCGCCCCCUGAAUACAUGGAACCAAACGAACAAAAGAUGCAAUUUCUCAAUAACAAACCAGAAUAGGAGUUCAUUAGUGCCGUCAAAAAUUUAUCGCCACUAGUGGUCUAUUUUUGCUAGCAGUUGCAUAUUUCUAAUGCGGCAUUAAAGCAGGAGAUGUGCACAGAGUGCUGUGUAAGUUAUUAACAUGAGAUGUACAAUUUCAUUCAUUGAGAGCACCUUUCGUCAUACUGUUAACUUAAUUAAUUGAAGAAGUUGAUUAAGCUAGAGUACGAGUAAAUAAUUAAUUGACGUGAGAGGUGGAAUAAAUCGAUACGGUCGACGUACAAUAUGCGGUGCGUACAGUGUCGUCAACGUAUCAAGGCUCAGUAUUGGAACUUCCUAUGGAAGUUACCAAUAUAAAUUAUCAAACCAUUUAAUAUUCAGAACAGCGUUGUCAACGUAUCAAGGCUCGGUACUCGAACUUCCUAUGAAAGUUACCAAUAUAAUUUAUCAACUAUGUAAAAUGCAGCGCACAGUGUUGUCAACGUAUCAAGGCUCACUACUGGUACUUUCUAUGAAAGUUACCAAUAUAAAAAUGUAUAUUACCAUAACUUGCAGCGUACAGUAUUGUCAGCGUAUUUGGUGUCAGGAACGGAAAUUCCUAUGGAAGUUACCGAUAUAAAUUACAAUAACUUGCAGCGCACAGUGUUGCUAGCGUUUCGACGCACAGUAGCGGCACUUUCUAUGAAAGUCAUCGAUUUAAAUUACUAAACCACACAACAUGCACCCACGAUGGUAUACGGAAAGAUAUAUAUAUAUAUACAUAGCUGUUCAAUUUUUGCAUGGCUAUGUGUGAAAAUAUGCUGUAAAUCUAGAAAUAAAUAUUAUCAGCUCAA